GGGUUUAGGUUUUCCGUUUCCCAUACAACAUCGUCACACUCGUUCUUUGUCUGCACUCGUUUGCUCCCCAACGAUCUAAGCUUCAUUCUCCCCUUCUCAUCUUCGCAGCUCAGUGUCGAUCGAUUUCGCGCUCGACGGAGGAGUGGAUUGUUUUACUCGAGCGCCGAAUCGGAGAGCUUCUGCUGUGUACUGAUCUGUUGAGGGAGAGUUCGAGCUCGAGAAAUGGCGCCUAAGGCAGCGGUCGAUGCCGAGAACAAGGCAGGUAAGGGGAAGGGCGAGAAGAAGCCAAGAGGCAGGCCGAAGGCUGAGAAGAAGCCCGCCAAGGAGGGAGGGGCUAAGGAGGGAGGAGCGAAGAAGAAGAAGGCGAAGAGAGGAACUGAGACGUACAAGAUUUACAUCUACAAGGUCUUGAAGCAGGUCCACCCCGAGUUCGGUAUCUCGUCGAAGGCUAUGGGUAUCAUGAACUCUUUCAUCAAUGAUAUCUUCGAGAAGCUAGCGCAAGAGGCCGCGAGGUUAGCACGGUACAAUAAGAAGCCGACUAUUGCCUCCCGUGAGAUCCAAACUGCCGUCAGGCUGAUUUUACCCGGAGAGCUGGCCAAGCAUGCUGUAUCGGAGGGCACGAAGGCUGUGACAAAGUUCACCAGUGCCUGAUUCAGCCGAGAUUACACUCGCAGGCUGUGGUGAUGGUGGUGGUCUUUUGUGCUUCCAUCAUCAGUUUGAGCAGCGAGCUUUUGUAUCAUAGUCGGAAAGACAAAUCAGUUAGGGUUAGAAGUUAGAUUACUCACAGGGUGGCAGAAUUCCUCGGAGUGCGAAAUUUUACGUCUACGUGCUUAUCUCAAGCCUGGAGGACCUCGUCGUGCAUCCACAAUCGACUUUUGUCAGGAAUGUAGAGUCCCUCGGGACACUGUAAUUAGUUGUAGUGCACGGUUUCAACGCUCUGCUUCGCUGAGCUUUACAUAAAGAAAUUCUUUAAAAGCAUGGCU
Marchantia polymorpha subsp. ruderalis is the source of this 983-nucleotide messenger RNA. The record is from the annotation of a GenBank genome assembly. Lineage: Eukaryota; Viridiplantae; Streptophyta; Marchantiopsida; Marchantiales; Marchantiaceae.